Lymnaea stagnalis (great pond snail) is the source of this 16566-nucleotide messenger RNA. Lineage: Eukaryota; Metazoa; Mollusca; Gastropoda; Lymnaeidae. The record is from the annotation of a GenBank genome assembly.
UUAGGAGCGAUGAACUCAGACUACAGAAGUCUGUAUCAGGCCAGAUCCUCGGGAGUGAGUAACUACACGGUCACCGGUAUCUCCAACAGCAUCAUCGCUGCCAGAAUUGCCUUCUGCUUCGACCUGCGAGGACCCACCAUGGUCAUUGACACCGGAUGCUCUUCGGCUCUGAUAGCGAUUCACACGGCCUCACAAGCUCUGAGGACAGGUAUUUGGAUUUGUUCGUUGUUCCAAGACUUCUUUUUAGUGCCUUUUAACCUGUCUUUGAUAGUGCCUUUUAACCUGUCUUUGAUAGUGCCUUUUAACCUGUCUUUGAUAGUGCCUUUUAACCUGUCUUUGAUAGUGCCUUUUAACCUGUCUUUGAUAGUGCCUUAUAACCUGUCUUUGAUAGUGCCUUAUAGCCUGUCUUUGAUAGUGCCUUUUAACCUGUCUUUGAUAGUGCCUUUUAAGCUGUCUUUGAUAGUGCCUUUUAACCUGUCUUUGAUAGUGCCUUUUAACUUGUCUUUGAUAGACAUUCGUUAUUAAAAAGUUUUUGAAAUAUUUUUGUAUUUAAAAAAUAAUAUUACUGCUCGCUGUUUUCACUCUUCAUCAAAUGCAUUGGACACUAUCAUGCUAACUUAGACAAAACUACCUUAUUUAGAAACAGUCAUACUAACUUCAGAGCAUCAUGCUAACUCGGAAAAGUCAUUCUAGCGUAUGCACAAUCAUGCUAAAACAGACAUAAUCAUUUUAACGUAGGCGAAAUCAUGCUAGGUUAUGCAAAACCAUACUAACGUAGACAUGAUCAUGCUAACUUAUAUACAAUCAUACUAACGUAGACAGAAACUUACUAACUGAUACGUACUGCUGUAUAUAGGGAGAAAUUAAUCUCAUAUCUACCUAUAUGACUCGUUCCAAAAACAGUACAUAACAAAAGACGAUACCAAAAAUUGAAAACAAUAACAAAUAAUACGAUACUCGGAACAGGGCUAAUUACAGUUAAUAAGUUUCAUUAAAUUAAUAAUAAAGUACAAAAGUCAAAAAGAAAUAUAAUUAAAAACUAUUAACUUACAGUAUAUUGUGUGGCUUGUACCAGUAUAAUGUCCAAAUAAAACACAGUGAGCAAAAAUGUACAAAUAAUGAAGAGAAGUCUAUUGUAAACAAACCCUCACACGUUCCAAAAUAACCCCACACUCUGUCUGCGAAUCUGAUCUGCAGUCUGCUUGCCGUUCGCCUGUAUUAAUAGUCUAUUCCAUAGAAAAUUCCAGACUUAUUUCGCAUUUUAUUAGUGCCUCAAACAUUCCACAAUUUUCUAGCAAUUCGAGUCAAGAAAAACAGACCAUAUAUUGGUUUGUGGUAAACAAGAUAAAGGGAAUAAUCCACACCCAAUACUAAUACAACGUCUGCUAGAGUUCACAGCACUGGGGGAAAUAUAACGUAAACACGUUUCGACAUGAAUCUAACUUAUACACAAUCAUGCUAACUUAGACACAAUCACACUAACUUAGACACAAUCAUGCAAAUUUAGACACAAUCAUACUUACUGAGACACAAUCAUGCUAAAUUAGAUUCAUUCAUACUAACUUUAGACAUUUAUGGUAACUUAGAAAAAAAUAUUCUAACCUAGGUAUUUUCAUGCUAACACAGACACAGUCAUUCUAACGUAGGCACAAUAAUGCUAACUUAGAUACAAUCAUACUAACUUAGACACAAUCAUGGUAACUUACACAAAAUCAUUCUAAAUUAGACACAAUCAUACUAACUUAAACACAAUCAUGCUAACUUAGACAUACUCAUACUAACUUAGACACACUCAUACUAACUUAGACACGAUCAUGCUAUUUUAGACACAAUAUUGCUAACUUAGACACAAUCAAGCUAACUUAGACACAAUUAUACUAACUUGAGAUAAUCAUGCUAACUUAGAAAAAAAAUCAUUUUAACAUAGAAUCAUGCUAACACAGACACAAUCAUACUAAUUUAGACACAAUCAUACUAACUUAUACAAAAUCAUACUAAGUUAGACACACUCAUGGUUACUUAGAAACAAUCAUACUAACGAAGACACAAUCAUACUAACUUAUACACAAUCAUUUGGACCUGACCACUGGUCUUCUUGGACAUCAUCGAUUCUGUAACUGCGCUGUGGUGUCAAUGUGUUGAAUACCCUUGACUAUCGAAUGUCUUCUAUUCGAUCAAUGCCGCCUGACGGCAUGGUUACAUUGGACACUGGCCCAGGGCCUCAAGCUUCUACGGCCCUCACGCUUUUAGGAGACUCACUCUUUUGGAGGCAUCACGCUUUACAUAUUGUUAAUGAAUAUUGAAAGAUUUGUGGAAAUUAACUUGGUUUAAAAGUCAGGGGACUGCCAGUUUCCCAAUUUUAACCCACGAUAAUACCGGCAUCUUCCAGAAUUAAUAUUAUAAAUGCGAAUCACAAUGUGGAUACUUCUUAAAGGGGAAUACACUCAUGAACAAGAUUUACUUCUCCCUGAUAGGAAUCGAAAAGAAUGUAGCAAGGAUGUAUGUUUACAAUCAUGUUAAACUAAGACGUUAGUUAGAGGUGGUGAUAACCCAAUCUACGCCGGUGAAGUGUAGAAUGAUGCAAAACUUCAAUCAUUUAUGCGCCAAAAUUCAUCCCAUCAUUUUGAAUUUAUCCUAAAUUUUCUGGGGAGGGGCUUACUGAGACCUCUCCCCCAAAACUUAACCCAAGUUUCGUUCGGCGCCAUAGAUCUCUUCUCUCUCCCCAAUUAAAGUGACAGUAGCCACAGUAUUUAUGAGAAUGUCAGGAAUUUAAAAAAAAAUUAAUGUUCCUUAUCUCUAGGUGACUGUGAUCUGGCCAUCUGCGGUGGGACAAACUUUAUGCUGUCCCCUGACGUCUUUGUCCACCUCAGCAAAGCCAAGAUGGUUUCACCAACUGGACAGUGCCACGCCUUCUCCGACAAAGCGGAUGGAUACACCAGAGGGGAGGGCUGUGGAAUCGUUAUUCUCAAAAGAUUAUCAGACGUAAGUUGUUUAUUUAUUUAUUACUAAUACAGCACAGACAAUAGCAUUAUGGCAUGUUGACCCUUGCCAGCGAUAAGUCAAGGACACUAUUGCAUAUUCUAAUCAUCGUUAUCUCGACUAGUCAUUUCAAAAAAUCCUGUAUGGCCCCCUUCAAACCUCAUCUGGGACACCCAUUUUAAGGAAAUAAUAAGUGCUUUAUAUAGUUAUUUAAAACUCCGGGUAUACAUUUUUUUAAAUCCUAUAUUCACCGUUCCAUUAAUUGCAUAAAUCAACAAAUUACAUUGGAGGACAUUUGAGUGACUGAGCUGAGAUUAAGCUUGCCGGAUGACAGGCACUCUUUUAACACAAGAUAUUUAUAAAUGUACAUAAAAACCAAGUCCACUUCAAAUGAGAUAUAAAAAAAAAUAUUAUUAUCCUUUUGUCAUACAGUAACGUUUUUCGUGAAUCUUUCUGUAUUAAAUUAUUUGCCAUGGAUAGUUUAAUUAAUGUAAACUUUUAUGCAAAAUUCGAUGUUUCUUCCUUAAACUUAGCGAGAAGUGUAUAGCCAUUCAAAUAUUUCGUGGGUUUCCAUUGGCCAGUAUUCAAGAAACAACAUUUAGGGGGUCACGAUUAAUAAACAUUUUUUGCAAAGUAGAACAACCACGCAAUAAGAUGUUGGAGAGGCAACAAGGAGUUUCUAAACCCCUUUACACCCCUUUUUAGGUUGUGGCCCAAACUCUUGCUACGAGAUCUUGAACUUUGGUUUCGGCUCCGUAUCAUUUUUAACUCAAUUAACUGUUUUUCAACAACACCAAUUGUCUCUGUAUCCGAAAAUGGAUUUAUCGUCCAAUCUGGAAUGUCAGUUAAAAGUAGAUCUAAAUAUAUCAGACGUAGCUUUCAUGUAGCCACAUUCAAAUGACCACAAUAUAAUUUAAGAUCAUUAUCUUUUAUCCCAGCUUUUCUCCUCUAGUAAAGAUAGGCUUCCAAACUGGAAUAGCUCACAACGGCCAGUUUUACAGUGGGGAAUAUAUAGUUAAAUAUAAAAUACAUAGACAAUUGAUUUGAUUUUAUAUGAUAAAUCAUUCAUUGAAUGUGCAAAUAUUUUGAAAAAUUUGAUAAAUAAUCAAUGGAGUUUCUAUGUGUUUGGAGAUUAGCACUUAGAGAAACAUUCGUGUCUUCAAAAUAAAAUGCCCCUACAAGUCACAGCAUCAACCUGUAAAGACGAUUCAAACUCUUGCUUUGUGAUAGCCUAAGAAAUUCAGAGUAUAGUAGCAAACAUUGACCUUUUCGGGACGCAGCCUUUUUCUGGGUUGUCAAUGAUUCGAAUGACCUAAUGUCAGACUAUUUUUUUUCGGAUGUGGUUUCUCACUUCAUCGCAACACUGAAUAGUUCAUUUUACACUGGACUAAACUAUACACAUAGUACACACACAAGAAAUGACUACUUACCUAAACCCAGGAGAAAAUAUUACCAGGGCAAAAACACCACAUUAGAGACCGACCAAAUUUCGGCUUCGGCUUCGGUUUCGGCGCCGAAAGUGGCCAUUUUGUCACUUUUGGCCAAGUUUCGGUUUUGGCCGAAACUGAAAAGUUAACUUUCGGCUUAAUUUCGGUUUCGGCCGAAAGAGAACAGUUAUCUUUCGGUUUUUCUUCGGUUUCGGGCGAAAUUGACUUAGACUUUCGGCCAACAUGGCCGAAAGUGACUCAGGUUUUCGGUCAUUUAAUUCUUAGCGAAAGCGAUAUUUAACAACAAACUAAGUGACAUUUAAGAACAAAUUAAGCGAUCUUUGAGAACAAACUAAACGAUAUUUAACAACAAACUAAGAGACAUUUAAGAACACACUAAACGAUCUUUAAAACAAACUAACGAUCUUAAGGAACAAAAUUAAUUAUCUUUAAGAACAAACUAAGGGAUCUUUAUGAAAAAACUAAGCGAUCUGUACAAAAAAGUAGGUGAUCUUUAAAAACAAACUAAGCGAUAUUUAUGAGCAAACUAAAAGAUCUUCAACAACAAACUAAGCGAUCUUUAAGAACAAACUAAACGAUCUUUAAAAACAAACUAAGCGAUCUUUAACGACAAACUAAACGAUCUUUAACAAUAAACUAAACGAUCUUUAACAACAAACUAAGUGAUCUUUAACAACAAACUAAGUGAUCUUUAAGAAUAAUCUAAGCGAUUUUUAAUAACAAACUAAACGAUCUUAUAGAACAAACUAACGAUUUUAGGACCGAACUAAAUGAUCUUUAAGAACAAAACAAAUGAUCUUUAAUAGUAAACUUAAUGAUUUAUAAGAAUAAACUAAGCGUUCUUUAACAGAAAACUAAAUGUAUUUUAGGAACAAACUAAAAGAUGUUUAAGAACAAACUAAUAGAUCUUAAUGAACAAAAUUGAUUAUCUUUAAGAACAAACUAAGGGAUCUUUAUGAAAAAACUAAUUGAUCUUUACAACAAACUAAACGAUCUUGAACAACAAACUAAGCGAUAUUUAUGAGCAAACUAAAAGAUCUUCAACAACAAACUAAGCGAUCUUUAAGAUCAAACUUAACGAUCUUUAACAACAAACUAAGCGAUCUUUAACAACAAACUAAACGAUCUUUAACAAUAAACUAAACGAUCUUAACAACAAACUAAACGAUCUUGAACAACAAACUAAGCGAUCUUGAACAACAAACUAAACGAUCUUUAACAACAAACUAAACGACCUUUAUGAACAAACUCACCGAUCUUUAAGUAGAAACUAACCGAUAAAUAACAAACAAUUAAACGAUCUUUAAAAAAAAAUUAAGCGAUCUUUUAGAACCUCAUUUUUUUAGAGACACUGUUUAAAAAAAUAAUAUUUUGCAUUAAUUCCCCCCCCCCCCAAUUUUUGCCAAAUUUUCUUCUACCAUGCUAAUUUUUAAAAAAAAUUGUAAAGCAAUUUAAAUUACUUUUAUAUUAAAAUGAUAAAAUCCAAAGUAUUCAUUAGAUCAAGGGUCUCAAACUCAAAUCAUGUUGGGAGGGGGGGGCACAGGAGGCAGUGUCUGAAUGAGAGUGGGCCGCAUCAAGUAAUCCACAACAAAGCGAUUACAACUGUUACAAUCUGCUCAACCUUUAUAAAUAACAAUAAAUCAUUAAGGGAUUUUCAAGAACUACUCACUGUUGCCAGAGACCUGGCAUACAAAAAUAUAUGGAAACAUAAAAAAAAAAAUCAUAAUUAGACUAGUCGGUGAGAUUCGACUGAAACCGUCGCGGAAAGUCACGUUAUAGAUAUGAGAAUGGGGGAAACGGGCCGGCGCAUUUACACUAAAUUUUUCUGUGAUGUAACGGGCCGCAAAAUAUCGUCUUGCGGUUCACAAAUGGCUCGCGGGCCGCGAGUUUGAGACCACUAUUGUAGAUGUUUAUUUAUUAAUAUUCACGAUUAUCUCAUUUUUUAUAAAAAGAAUGUAAAUAUUUACACUUUCCCCAUUCAUUUUCGAUGUAUGCAGAAUGUAUGCGGGAACGACUUUCAAAAUAUCUUAAUAUUUCAUUUUCGGUUUCGAGUUCGCUUUCGGCCGAAAUUCAUUUUUAACUUUCGGCUUUUUUCGGUUUCGGCCGAAAGUCAUUUUUAAACUUACGGCAUUUUUUCGGUUUCGGCCGAAAGUCAUUUUAAACUUUCGGCCUAUUUUCGGCUUCGGCCGAAAUCCGAAAAUCACUUUCGGUCGGUCUCUACACCACAUCAAAUCUAACCCCCCAAACUAUUAGUCUGUCUCUCUCAAUCGAAUCGUUUUCUCCCUUUAUAACCCCCAAAUAAAUGUAUGCACAAGAGUUCACACUCGUUCACUUAACCCUGUGGUCAAAAUCACAGUACACCAUGUUGACCAAGUCAUGAAAUGGAAAAAACAGGACACUUUCAUGGAGGGUGGGGGGGGGGGGAAUACUCUCUAGCUAAAGAGGAGUCCGGGGACCUCCACCGGAAACUGUUUAUUGAAAAUUUGCUCCUUUUAACCAUGAAAUAUAACCAAUGAAAUGGAAAAAACAGGACACUUUCAUGGAGGGUGGGGGGGGGGGAAUACUCUCUAGCUAAAGAGGAGUCCGGGGACCUCCACCGGAAACUGUUUAUUGAAAAUUUGCUCCUUUUAACCAUGAAAUAUAACCUAGAAAUCUACUUGGGGCACUCAGUCUUUUCCCAUGUUUCACUGAUGUGUUGCUUUAUGUCUGAACGUCCACCAUGACCAAUACUAAAAACAUUAUUGCAAACUGUGCACUCGGCUUCACUUUCAUAGCGUUCCUUUUUAAAUAUAGUUCCACUCUUUAGAAUACUCCGCCAUAAACUUACAUUGACGCUUGGGUAUAAUUAUUGUUCUAAUGAGAAGAUAAUAUAAAAUUAAAGCAUAAAGUUCAAAACCCAAAACAAACACCUGUCACUCUGACACGAAAAGGCGUGUAGGGAUCACACACACAAGACUAACACAUUACACGCAGGGCUGCCACUCACUUUUUUAAAAUUUCCCAAGAUUUGGUCAUGAAAUUUUCCAAGAUUUCCCAAGAUCAUAAAAGUAUAUAGGAGUUUUAAAAAAAAAGGUGUGCGGGGGGGGGGGGGGGGGGGGGGGGGGCUAUGUUCUUAAUGUAAUAAUAGAUUGAAUUAAUGCCCCUGAAAUACAUGGUACAAUAAUUGACUGAAAUUUAUUGAAAAGUACAUUAAAAAAAUGUUUAUCACAUAAAAGAAAUAAACAAUAUGUUUUUUUAAAAAAUAAUUUAUAUUAUCUUAUUAUCCAAAAUAUCAAUACCCACUGGAGUUAGGCUACUAAAUGUUACCUCCAUAUUCUCUGGUAAAAAUAUCAUCUAGAAGUGUAAUAGAAGUCACUUGGAAACAAAGCUCACAAGGCUAAUCAUCAAACAAUUCCUCUUACAAAGGCAAAAGGUUCUUCAUAAAAAAAUGUGUUUUCUUAUUGUAAGUCUGUUGGUUAGUAAUUGGGUUUGCAAAUCUAUUAAGUAAGCAACAUUUGAUAAUAAUUGUAGUUAAAAUAGAUUGAUAGUAUUAUGAAAGCAGUAAGUAUUUUAAUUUUUUUCUUGUAAAUUUACAUUAUAAUGAUUUUUUUUCAAACGAAAUACUGUUUAAAGGAAUUUUUUAAAUUUAUUUCCUACAACCUAUAAUUUUAAUAUCUUAGUUACCUGUGUGUCAAUCCACAAAUAUUUUUCCAUAAAAAUUAGGCAUUUUUUGUAUGGUUGCUAAUGUCCUAUACGCAUGAUAAAGUUUCCGAGCCUACCGCCGCUGUCCUCCCCCCACCCCCGAUUAAUAAACAUUUAACACCUGGAUGUAAUUUGCAAAUCUUCAUCUUAAAAAAAAAGAGAAAAUUUAAUUUUUCUUUAAUUAUUAACUUGUUAUUAAUUUACAAUAUUAACUUUAAUUUCAGAAGAGUUCUUAUUUAUUUAUAAAUGGUUUUAAAAAUUUAAACCAGAAAAGAAAAUUUUAAAAAUCAAUUUUUCCCUUGUUACUUUAAAAAUUAGUUUGCUUUAUUUCCACUUUAUUUUUUGAUCACGUAUAUUUUGUUAUGCGUUUUUUCGAAAAAUAAAAUAACAUUUUCACCCCAGUUAAGAUUUCCCAAGCUUUUUCCUGAUUUUCAAAAUUAUUCCCCAGAUCCCAAGGGGGGUCGUGAAUUCCCAAGGUCUUGGGAAAUUUCCCAAGGUGUGGUAGCCCUGAUUACACGUAGCGGUCGGUGAAUCAAAAUUAGUUUCUGCGAAGUUACAUCAUCCCCCCUCUUUUCUCUCUCGAUGGCAGGGACACUGUAGUGGAGGGGGAACAGUGCAGCCAUCACGCGAGCCAACAUCACUACUGGCACUGGCUACACAGCUAGCCAAAAUAUUUCUUGAAGUUAUAUGAUAAAUUAGGAAAUUUUAGUGAUUUGAAAAUGUGUUUGGUUUAAAAAACGGGACAUUUAGGCGUCCCGAGAGACUUUUUCGGGACAACGGGUACGACCGUGAAAACGUGGUACAAUGCCGUGUUUACUUGACGUUUGGUCACCCUACAGUACACGCGACACCUCUGAUUCAGUGAGCUUGACGGGGGUGUACGCGCCAAAAAAACGGAGCACUUUUUCGAGGUCGUCCAUUCGCAUUGCAAAACAAUAUAUUAAAAAAAAAACUAUUUCCUUUAUAUGUAUAUAAAUCUAUAUAUAUAUUCUCGUAGGAAAUUGAAUGAACUAAUAGAAUCUUUAUAAAUCAAGCUGAAAUCUCAACAUUUAUGCCAAUCAGCUAUCCUGAGAUGCAUAAUAUAUGCGUGUUAUUAUUUGUUAAACGUAGAAUAAACAUGACUUACUUGUAUCAAAUGUGUGCAUUUUUUUAUGGAUGAAGCCUGAAUAAGUCCUAACUUUUGUUUUUGGGAAAAUAGGCCCAUGGAAUCCCACCAGACACCUCUGGUCAUGGUUGCCCUUCAUACAUCUCUGGCAUAUGGUUCUAUUCCUUUUCCUGCCUCGGCUAUUUUCAGUUGCUACAGAAACACUUUACUAGGCUCCCAUUUAUGACCAAGUGUUACUGAGAAAGUUGUAUACGUACCGUUUGGUCUCUUUCAUCAACAUUUGAAUGAUAUUUAGUGUAAAAAAUAGCAUAAAGUGCUAAAAUGGGGUGCUCAUGCCUCCAACUGAUAAUUAAUGCUCGAUGCUGCUGUCUGCUGUCCAUUGCUAGACAGGGGUAGAUAGUACCUGGGUGGGUGAGGUGGAGCUUUUUACCAAUAGUUGUUUUUUAAAUGCAUAAUAUUCUGCAGUUGCUAAGCUUUUGUCAAGCGCAGUGAGCCAAGUCCUAUGCUUGGGUACUGCGCUAUGUAAAACGACCUUAAUAAUAAUAAUAAUAAUAAUAAUAAUAAUAAUAAUAAUAAUAAUAAUAAUAAUAAUAAUAAUAAUAAUAAUAAUAAUAAUAAUAACUGUAUCUAAUUUUAAUGGUGGGUGGAUGAAUGGUCUAAACUGAGCAAAUCUCAAGUUGGUGGUUCAGUUUCAGCCAAAAGCAGAGUGAAGCAAAAAAAUCCUAAAUUAUAGCUACUCACACGUCAGACGCUCCGAAAUUUUACAAAACUGUUUAAAAAAAAUCCAAACAAAAACUCCGUUGUCAGCGUUUUUGAACGCCUGCUUAAAUAAUUUAAACACAAUUAUCAAUUUUUUUAAAACUCACUGUCUUAAAAAUACAAAUCUUUUAUUAAAGUUUUUUUUUUUUUUUUAAAAUCGCUUACCUUUAGAGUUUCUUGUGUUAAGAACAAGAUACAUUUUUUUUUAGCUGAACCAGUUCUCAAAAAAAAAAAUUCAAAUUAUUUUUAAAACUCACUUUCUUAAAAAUACAAAUUUUUUAUUAAAGUUUUUUUUUUUUUUUAAAAUCGCUUACCUUUAGAGUUUCUGGUGUGAAGAACAAGAUAAAUUUUUUGUUAGCUGAACCAGUUCUCAAAAAAAAAAAUUCAAAUUAAAACACAAUGGCACCAUGCGCUCUCAAUAGUGUAUCCUUUUAUUAAUUUUUUUUUAUUAGACAUCUGAGUGAAGCGUUGCUACAAAGUUCAUGCAAAAUGACAUAUACAAGAAGUAAUACACAUUAGAUUUCAAUAAUUUUAUUUCGGUGUCAAUGAAAAUGUUUUUAAAAAUCUGCCCGUGACUCAUCUUUGGUCAUUUUAUUUUAGUUGUCUCCCCCUGCUAAGUAAACAGGUUUUACUAUUAUUUCGGCGCUCGUGCACUUGAAAAGGUCAAAGGUCUUUCCGAGUAGGUCUGAAAGUAUUUAUAGUGACUGAGAGAUGUGAUAUAUAUUAAGGACUUUUCUGAAAGCCGAAAUUUGAUAGUAAUUUUUUUUUAUGUAUGAUUUUUGUAAAAAAUACCAUUACAAAAUUCACCAGCUUCCCUUACUCUUCUAAAAUUACAUAUAGAUUUACCGCCCUCUUGAGCAGUCUCACGGCCCCCUUUGGUGGGGGAGGGGCGAAACAACUUACUUUAAGAACCACUGAUAUAGAGGAUAGUAAAGUUUGGAUGAAAUUUAAAGAAUUAAUAUUGGGAUCAGCAAUAAUAUGUUUGGUCUACACAUUUUUACUAGCCCUAUUUUAAUUCAAUGUUUUUUAGUUGUUUUUUUGUUGUUGUUGUUGUUUUACUAAAAAUAAUAUAGUCACAAAGAGACGGAGACAAAGUUAUGGCAACGAUUGAAACUCAAACAAACCAAGACGGCCAUUCAGUCACACCAAUAUCGGCCCCUUCCAAAGAGCAGCAGAUCAAUCUGCUUGAAUACACGUACAGACACAUGACCAAUCAACAGCUUGAGGAACUGGACUACAUAGAAGCUCACGGUAAGCUGGGACGGAUUCAGUGUUAAGAAUUUUUUGUUACAUUUAUUUUUCAUGCUCUUUUCAUGUAAUACCCAGGUACAUUGAUAACUGGCCACUUUCCAAUAUUGAAAUUUCAAUUUAGGUACAGGGACACAAAUGGGAGACCAAGCAGAAGCCAAAGCUCUCGGAGAAUUCUUUAAACUUAGAGGAUCCAAAAAAAUACGACUGAUGGGAUCAAUUAAAACCAACAUUGGUCACUUGGAGUCUGCUGCUGGUGUGGUCGGUCUGAUCAAGGUUCUUCUGAUGAUGGAGCAUUCUAAGAUUGUGCCCUCGCUUUUCUCUGAGAUCCCCAACAAGAAAAUUGAAUUUGAAAAAUUAAAUUUGUCUUUGCCUUCCAAGGUCAUGGACUGGAAAAAGGGCCAACACCUGGCUUGUGUCAAUUCGUUUGGUUUUGGUGGGUCAAACUGCCACGCCAUUGUUAAAUCACAGAAAAAAGAAACUGAACUUAAAGGUUCUGAAAUAAAACCAGCAAUCGUUUGUUUUUCUGGUAAGAAUGAAGCUUCGCUCCGGGGAAGUUUAAAAGACUUCUUGGAAUACGACAAUGUCGGCUGCCUUGAUCUUCACGAUGUAGCUCUCACAUCAACUGUUCACAGAACCCAUUAUACAUCACGUUUUGCGACGGUUGCAUCAAAUUUAGGUCAGUUGAUAAGUCAUCUGAAAGCAGAAUUAGACAAACCUACAACAGAGAGACGCUCACAUAAGGUUUCAACAGUCUUUGUCUUUGGAGGAAUGGCUACUGCCUGGGAAGGAAUGUGUAAGGAAAUGAUGAAAGAGAGUGAGAUAUUUCGCUCUGCUUUGAGUGAGAUUGAUGACUUUCUGGGAAAAUACGUUAGUUGGUCCAUAGUAAAACGUCUUCAAGAAGUAACACCCUCCGACUACGAUGAUCAUCUCUUCAUUCCGAUUGCGAUAUUUGCCUGUCAGGUUGGCCUCGCUAGCCUCUGGACGAGCCUCGGAGUUAAGCCGAACAAAAUCGUGGGACAGUCUGUGGGCGAAGUGGCAGCAGCUUACACAGCCGGUCUGUUGACUCUCCAAGAUGCUGUUAAAGUUAUUUACACAAGAUCCUUGCUCAUUAGUACCGUGACUGGGGGGAAAAUGUUCGUGGUCAGGAAUGUUCCGAUAGAUCGUGUGAAGGCGAUUGUUGGCAAGUUCCAGGGCAAAGCCUGUGUUUCAGUAGAGUACAGCCCAGUUUCGUGUGCUGUCAGCUCAGACAGCGACAUCGUUGAGGACAUCAAAAAUAAACUGCCAGAAGUGGGAAGAAAACAAGAGAUCAGUAUAACGGAUCUGAACGUCCCUGCGGCCUAUCACAGUCAUCACAUGAACGAAUGCACAGCGAAACUUGGAGAGAUGUUGGCCGACAUUAAUCCAUGUCUACCAUCAGAAUAUGAAAUGGUCUCCACGGUGACUGGACAGCGCGUUGACAAGCCAUUGGACGUGAAUUACUGGAUAGAUAACUUGAGGCAGCCAGUCAGAUUCUACGAAGCUGUCAAGAGAACAUACACAGAAAAGUACCCUAACCUGUUUAUAGAGAUUGGUCCUAAACCAAUUAUGUCUGCUCAUUCAAUGGACAUCUUUCCAGACGGUAAUGUGCAGAUGGCGGUCUCCAUGACAAAUAAUGGGGAAUGGAAGCAGUUUUUAGAAGGUUUAACAAAGACUUACAUGAUGGGUCAUGAGAUUCAGUGGAAAACACUCCCACAAUGUGGGAAUACACUAGCUCCUGUUCCAAGAUAUCAUUUUAUGGCCAGAGAAGGAUUCGUCAAGACUGAGGUUGGUCACAUUACACUGAGUGGUGUCGACAACCUCAGAACAUGUCAUCCUUAUGUUUUCAAGAUCAACAAUUUUGAAGCAAAAGUGAUUUUCUCCCAGAUGACCUUUCCGUCAGUCUACGACCAUAGCGUCUCAAACAAGUUGAUCUUGCCCGGGGCAUUUUAUGCUGAGCUUGGUUUUGGCCUAACAAAAGUGAUGAGCACGAUGAAGGCAGCUAUGUAUACAGUGUCCGUCUUGUUUGAACAACCAUUCGCUCUCCCGCGAGAUCGUUGUGUUGAGUUUUCAAUAGACAUGACUAAAUCCCCGGACAAUGGUGAUGAUGCUGAUUUCUACAGAGCGCUAGUUAAAAAUGAUGGCAAAACAUUCGUUGUCAUAGCAGUUCAAGGAAUUAGUAGAAAAAUAGAGCCCACAACUCUGAACCUCUACCCCAUUAUACUAUCAUGCCCAGAAGUUUUGGAGAAAGACGAAAUAUACAAUAGGCUAAAAAAGUUUGGAUUUUCUUAUGGUCCAAAAUAUUCACUCUUGGAACGUGCACGAAGGGGACAAAAUCAAUGCUAUGUCGAGAUAACAGUUCCGAACUCAUUGGCUGACGAGCUGCCCGGAACCACACUCCAUCCCUCCAUUAUUGAUGGAAUGAUACAGUCCUCCGUCAUCCUUAUGGAUGAAUCGGCCGAGGCUCGUGAUCUUCUGCCACGAUCUAUUGGAAAACUCACGACAUACAGACCCAUUGAGACCAACAUGAUCAUACUGUGCAACAAGAAAGGCAGCGAUGGUAGACUGACGUACUACGACAUCAAACUUCUAACUCCGGGUGGACAGAUGAUUGCCCACAUAGAGAAUCUUGCACACGUGACGCUAACCAGUAGGGGUGAAGUGCAUGAAAAUUUGUACAAAUGUGUAUGGGAAAAAAAAGUAACUGUUUAUCCUUUACAGGACAUCACAAAAGACCCUAAAGCGUUACUGAUCGUGGACCAUCUCCCAACCUCUGAGCCAAUAUAUUUGCAGAACCGUUGUUUUUGCUUUGACAGCAUGACACGCCCUUGGGACAUUUUCAAUGAGGAUUUCAAGAACAGCGUUCAACGUUGUGAUUUUAUAAUCCUACUCAUAACGAAAACAACAAUCAGUGAGUCUGAAGACGGCGAGAGCGUACUGACUAAGGUACACAACCUUUGCAUGCUACUUCAAAGGUUGUACUUGAAUGCCUACGAACAGAAACUUGACAAACCGAUUUACUUGUUCACCCGAAAUACCUUUCCUAAAGAAAGUGAGUCUCCAACGGCGGAGCAAGUGAACCCAUUGAUGACAGCUUUGUGGGGGCUCCUCAGGUGUGCCAUCCGGGAACAGAAUAACAUCGACGUGAUUGCCCUUGAUUUACAGCUUAGCGAAGACAAGAUUCGCCUUCCCUUUUUGGCAUCGGUUGCCGAGCUCAUCAACAAGGAUCCAAAGCUUCGAGACUACCACGAGUGGAGAGUCACGGAUGAGGAACUGUUAGUCAACCAGAUUGUCCCUGUUGAUUCUGAGGGCGAUACACCUAUCUUUAGGUUGAACCAUGUUGAUGCGUUUACCGACGCCGUCGUAGUAAGCAGUGAGCCGACAGUUCUCCGGAACAGUUUCUGCGUGUACAAAGAUGAAGAACUUUUAAACGCAAAUAUACAAUUCAGAGAGCUCAUACCGCUAAAGACUGCCAUUCAAAACCCGGAACUGUUCAGCAUUGUCUCUCUCUGCGGUGAUAUUGAAAAUAGAAAGUCCUUCACAGAUGACGGAUACCUGGUAUAUGCCUUGGAAACUGUUGGUACUUUGAAAGAUGGAUCCCAUCUUCAAAAGGUGGUGUCGUGCUAUCCAUGUCCAUUGGCCUCCAAACUCUGGGUCCCAAUCGCUACAACCAUUGAUUUCGCGUGUAUACCUGAUUAUAGACUAGGUGACUUAACAAAACUCAUUGUCCUCUGGUCCAUUUACCAAAAGGUCACGAAAUCUUCUGCUACUAUUAUAGCCUCUGCUGCAACACAAAAUAUGGCAUAUGCUCUUUGCACUCUUCUUAGUUCAGGUGAAGAACCAAAGAUGUGCAACAUUGACUUUAUGGAUGAUCCUGAAGAAGUUCCUCUAAACGAUUGCAUUAUCUCUCUACUUUUAAUUGAGGAUUCUAUGAUUUACAAAUGGAAGACUGGGGAACAUCAACCAAAAGAAAUUAUUACGCUAGAGGUUUUGUUUCAAAAACAGAGCAAAAACCUCGCUUCUCUAUGGAUUCCUUCUGUAGAAUUUCACUUGGUUGACACGACAGAGCUCUUUAGUCCUAACAACGUUAUGACGACAGUUACUAAGAUAAAAGAAAAUAGAUUAACAACAAAUUUUAUUCUAACUUGCUUACACAAUGCACCUUCAGUGUACUCUGAAUUUAAAGAAAUAACAUCAGAUCUCAAUGACCUUUUAGAGGUCCAAGUGCAUAGGUCACUUCCAAAGAAGGUCAGAGCAACACAGUCAGAACUCUUUCGUAAGGACAGCCUUUAUUUGGUGGUGGGUGGGUUGACCGGUCUGGGUUGGAUGACCGUGAAUUACCUCUCAGAAAAUGGUGCUGGAAACAUUGCUUUGUUAAAUAGAAGAUCACCGUCUGAAGACGACAGAAAAAAGAUACAAGAACUAAGUGACCGUCAGAACUGCCACGUUGAGGCAUUCAGUGGGGACGUUACAAAGAUGGAGACUCUGUUGACCAGCUUUAACUCCAUGAAGUCUAAAUUCGAGGGCUGUUCACUCAGGGGCGUUUUCUUCGGUGCAGCAGUUCUCGAGGACAAAAUGCUGCUAGCGAUGAGUUCAGACCAAUUUAAAAGCGUUCUGUCUCCGAAGGUCAAGGGAGCUUGGAAUAUCCACCUGUUAACAAAAGACAUGGAUCUCGACUACUUUGUCCUGUAUUCAUCUGUCACCUCCAUAAUAGGCAAUUUCGGACAGUCAAAUUAUGGCGCAGGCAACGCAUUCAUGGACGGCCUAGCUUUUUACAGAAGGGCUAAAAACCUCGCAGGUCAGAGCAUCAACUGGGGGGCCUUUGAUUCGGGACUCCUGAAAGGUAAACAAGAAGCCCAAAUGAAAUUGGAGGCUAAAGGAUUACUUGUCAUGUCCGAAGACGAAGUGGUCAAAACAUUUCUGCCAGUGAUCAUGCUUAACUGGGCUCAGAUCAUGCCAUGUAAAUUUGACAAGCAAAUCAUCUUGACUCGAAGAUCACAGGACACCCCAAUCGCUCUGCAGUAUCGUUUGGAGAACUGGUUUAAUGGUUCAAGUACCGAGAAGAUUAUAAUACCUGAAGACACCUUGCUGAAGAUGCGAACAGUGCGUGACUCACCGCGUGAGCAGCGAUUGGAAGUUUACAUCGGGUACUUGACUGACCUGUCCGCGGAGCUCCUCAACAUCUCCCCCGGAGGUCUUCACAGAGAUGCAAACCUCAGCGAGCUCGGACUGGACUCCAUCGUGACCAUGACGAUGCUCAACAACAUACGUGAACAAGCAGGAUGCAUGCUCCCUCCCAUUGCUUUACUGAGCGGGGAUGCAACCGUG